AUGCUGUUGUUGGUCGUGUUUUUCUUCGUAUUGAAUGCUCUACGACUUGUUCAUGCAGUAUCUGGAACGUCAUUAACCACUUUACUUAAUCAACUUGAUGAUACGUCGAAAUGUAAUUCGCAAAUUAUUUCUUCAAGUUUACACAUAAUUCUUCAACAAUAUCUACAACGUGAAAAACCAAAUUUAUUACUAUUAGCAAAAAUUAUUACGCAAAGCUCACGACCUUAUUCAGUACAAUUACCUAAAAAUGCUAAUUUUGUCAAUAAAUCACCGGUCACAAUGAAUUCAACUGAACCGCUAUAUAUUCUACAGUUAUACUGUAAUCAGCAUCGACAGCAACGACAUACCGCUGCUAUUUGGCACCCAAUUUUGAUCUAUCCGCUUGAAACACAUAAUUCAUUUCUCGUCAUUAAAUUACCAAAUAUUGAUUUAUAUGCGUGCACAUCCUCAAAUUGUACUAAUUCGAAGGUAAUCAUUAAUUUUUGCGAUUGA
Molecule: messenger RNA, 492 nt
Organism: Dracunculus medinensis (Guinea worm)
Lineage: Eukaryota; Metazoa; Nematoda; Chromadorea; Rhabditida; Dracunculidae
Source: the annotation of a GenBank genome assembly